GUUUCGGAUCCGUAGGAAAGCUGGGUUCAUUGUUAACAGAACAUAAAUUCAGUCAGUCACUGCCCUAAAGUUGCAAUCUUUGGAUAAUAUCAGCUCCAGAAUCACUCAAGCAAAGUUAUUCAAGAGGGUAAAUCGAUUGGAGAAUGGCGAGUAAUGUGGAUGCAGCCGGAAAUCCGAUCCCAACAUCUGCGGUGUUAAUGGCAUCGUCAAAACAUAUAGCAUCAAGAUGCCGAGACGCGAAUGUGGCUUUUCUGAAAUGCAAAAAAGAUGAUCCAAACCCUGAAAAAUGCCUCGACAAAGGCAACCAAGUCACCCGUUGUGUUCUCGGCCUGCUGAAGGAUCUUCAUCAAAGGUGCACCAAGGAGAUGGAUGCUUACGCUGGAUGCAUGUACUACAACACAAAUGAGUUUGAAUUGUGCCGCAAGGAACAAAAAGAGUUUGAGAAGGCAUGUCCCCUCUGAAUGAUGAUGGCUGAACAAAACUCUGUAUUUGAUCUGCAUUUUUAAUAAUUUCAGCACAUGCACAACAAGCAGAUGUUGUAUGUUGGAAAAAUUUUAGAUGAGCUCCUUGAUGAAUGACAAAUUUCAAUUUUUGUUUGUUCAAAGAAUUUAGAUUAUCCCUUAAUUGACCUUCAAACUACUCUUUGUUUCUAUAUUCAAGAUAUACGCUUUGAUUCCAGAGCAUGCUUUUGAAAGAACAUUUCCUAUGGGUAACCUGUAGUUGUAGUUUUACUGUGUAUUCAAAGGUUUAUGCGGGUAGGCUAUACAAGAUGUAAAGUAUAAAUUUAACCACCA
Oldenlandia corymbosa var. corymbosa is the source of this 794-nucleotide messenger RNA. The record is from the annotation of a GenBank genome assembly. NCBI's taxonomy places the organism in Eukaryota, Viridiplantae, Streptophyta, Magnoliopsida, Gentianales, Rubiaceae.